CACCACCGCGGCUCUAUUUCAACACCAAACUUCUUUCUCUUCCUCAAAAUCUGGCUGUCUUUGUGGAGAAAAAUGGCUGCCAUGUUGAGGGAAAACAGGAGAUCAGCAGGAGAGGCCUCUCGCAAUGGGAUUGUGCAGAGGAUGGUUAACCUUCCCAGGAACAUUAUAGGUGGGUUUUCAAGAGCAAUGGGGAUAGGAAGAAGAAACCAACAUCUUCCCUUUAACUUUCAUCUGCAAGAGCCAGAGGAGCACAUUGUUGGUGCAGAGGAAUGGGCAUUUCUAGGCUGUUUUGAGCAGCAAUAUGGUUCAUAUCAUCCAUUUUUCUAUGCUUGUCAGUUCAUGGAGACCCUGAAGUUAGCAGAGGAAGAUCACAAGUUCAUGUUUGUGUACCUCCACUCGCCAGAACACCCUUUCACGCCAUCUUUCUGCAGGGACACUCUGUGCUCGGAGCUAGUGGUGCAGUUUCUUGAUGCUAAUUUUGUUUGCUGGGGAGCAUUGGCAAGUAGAGGAGAGGGCCUGCAAAUGGCUGCAACUUUUAGGCCUACCAGCUUCCCAUUCUGUGCAGUAAUUGCUCCGGCUCCAGGUGAUAGCCUAGCUGUGCUGCAGCAGAUGGAAGGGCCAAUUUCCCCAGCUGAGCUGGUGGAGACUCUGCAGAGGACGGUGGAGGAGCAAGGGCUAGCUUUCGGUGGAGCAAGGGCAAAGCAGGAAGAAAAGAUAAAAGCUGAUCGUCGCCUCAGAGAAGAACAAGAUGCAGCUUAUCUUGCAUCUCUAAAGAUAGACAAGGAGAAGGAAAAGCUCAAAAACAAUCAUAAACAGUAUGCUAAAGUCAAAGAGAGUGCCAUUACUAAAGAAACCCCACACAAAGAAGUUGCAAAUUUUGGGGUAAAGGUCCUAAAGGAUCCUCAAGCUACCCAGAUGUUGAUAAGAUUUCCAAAUGGUGAAAGAAGAGAGCAGAGCUUUGCAAGCACAGACAAGGUCCAAUCAAUAUACAGAUACAUAGAUUCACUAGGCAUUCCUGGGAUUGGAAACUACAGAUUGGUUUCAAGCUUCCCUAGAAAAGUUUAUGGUGUUGAUCAGAUGGGAAUGACUCUCAAAGACAGUGGCCUCCAUCCCAGAGGAAGCCUGUUCUUGGAGCCUCUCUAAACAUCAAUCAUUUUCAAUAUUGUGGACACAUGCUCCAAUUGCCCUGCAGCAGGCUGCAACUCAUCCAGAAUAUCCUGUAUUUUUUUUUUUUAAGAGAAUAUGUUUUUCUUCGCUUUUGUCACUUGAUUGAUGUUACUGCUGAGAUACAAGCAAUAUUGGGAAUCA
Corylus avellana is the source of this 1308-nucleotide messenger RNA. RefSeq names its product plant UBX domain-containing protein 10. NCBI's taxonomy places the organism in Eukaryota, Viridiplantae, Streptophyta, Magnoliopsida, Fagales, Betulaceae. Gene Ontology annotation, cellular component: endoplasmic reticulum. Gene Ontology annotation, biological process: ERAD pathway. The record is from RefSeq and is a predicted model, not a curated record. Gene Ontology annotation, molecular function: ubiquitin binding.